This is a messenger RNA of Diutina rugosa, 1743 nucleotides long. It is a transcript of the gene RAP1, whose product is annotated as DNA-binding transcription factor. The record is from RefSeq and is a predicted model, not a curated record. Lineage: Eukaryota; Fungi; Ascomycota; Pichiomycetes; Serinales; Debaryomycetaceae. Gene Ontology annotation, molecular function: DNA binding. The coding region runs from base 1 to 1743 and encodes 580 amino acids. The transcript has a single exon.
AUGAGUGCCAUUUUCACCCGCGACGGCCAGCCAUUAAAGGUGUACAUUGACAGUGGUGGUGGUUUGAAACAAAAUGUCGAGACCAAAUUGAUCAGCAACGGCGCGUCAUUGGUCGAAGAACGCGCCGCCGCCGACGUGAUCAUCCUGGAUACCCCCCAGCCGCUGGUGGUGCGCCCCGAGUGGAUCGACCUGCUGCUUAUUGCCGGAGAAAUUCUCCCAGAGGAGCCUUACGCUUACGUCGGUGUCUCUGAGACUGUUGCCGUUGCCCCCCAACGAUCUAAGGCUCGAGGCCACUUCAAAUUCACGCCAGACAAGGACGAAUUCAUCCUCGAACGCGUCCGUCAAGAACCGAGAAAACGGAAACUGUUGGAGUUUUACGUGGAGCUUGCCAGUUCCCCGGAAUUAAGAGGCCACACUGGUAAUUCGGUGCGGUCACGGUUUAAUCAGCAGUUGGCAAAGCGCCUCGCGUGGGUGUACGAUCGUGAUCUUGACGGCAACUACAAAUUGGAUGAAGAGGGCAACCGUAAGCGGACCACCGUCAUUCCCGACACGCAAAAGGUUCCCUUUAGCCACCAAGACGACUUCUAUCUUUGUGAAAGAAUUGCUAAAGAGCGCGAAUUCCCCGAUGCCGAAGUAACCAUCACUGAUCCCACACAAUUUUAUCAAGAGGAAAUUGAAGCUCGUAUCAAUGAAAGCAAGACGGAAAUGAUGCCGUAUCCCUUCUAUGGUCAGCUCGCUAAGGAGUUGCCCCAACACUCGCAGAACCUGUGGCGUGACCAUCACCGCAAAUACUUGCUGCUUGAUGCUGUGCCCUACUAUAUUGCGUACUACAAAUGGUGUCAAGAACAGGGGAUCCCCCCGAAGAAGUUGCCCAGAAAGAAGGCUUAUGAUCUGAGUAAGAUCAACGCCAAUCGCAAACGAGCACAAGCGCCGGAGCCUUUGGAUCAAGAGAUCGGCCAGACCGCUGAUUCGGAUAUAUCUCGACUCCAUGCCGUUGACGUGGCCAGAGUAGCUGCUGAAGCUGCAGAACAAGCAGCGCAAGCAGUGGCCGCACAGCAGGCUGAUGAGGCUGAUGACAAUGUCGCUCCCGAGGAGGAACUUACCCGAGAUGGUCCUUCACCCAAACGGGCGAGACGAGCCCCUGAAGAAGAGCAAGUGUCGCAGAUUAGGGAGGAUCUGCUCGUCCCUUCGGAUUCGCAGGACGAAGCCGAGGUGACGGGUCUUGACAUGCUUACCUCAUAUGCCGACGAGGGUGAUGGCCACCACUAUUGCUACAUGAACAAUGCUCUGACCCUUGAUGAGUUUAUUGAUUUUGCCUCAGUAUCUGGACAAUUAAAGGACAAGCGGGAUCGCCACUUUAAAGAGCUUGCGGAAGAAAUUGCCAAAUUGGAGGAUGUAAAGCAGGUGGAGACUCGGUUACGGGAAGAAGGGUUCACGACUAAAUUCAUCGACCACAUACUUCUCAGUUGUCUGAUGCUCAGUCCCGUGGUGGGACGCUAUAUUGAGACGACAGGUCCUAAACUAUUCCGUCUCGCCAUGAAGCCUGGCGAUGUCAAAGUGCCCAUUCUCAGCUACAUUUCGCCCCGAGACGACCCUGAGUUCUGGACUUUAGCUAGAGAUCACGCUUUGGUACGCUACUCGUUCAACGGCACCGACCAGUCGUCACAUGAAAGCAAGCGACGUCAGUUUCUUAUUGACAAUCGCGGACGCAUCGACCCCGAAAUCGUCCCCGAAAGAGACUGA